This is a messenger RNA of Doryrhamphus excisus (bluestripe pipefish), 1448 nucleotides long. Its product is annotated as palmitoyl-protein thioesterase 1-like. Gene Ontology annotation, biological process: receptor-mediated endocytosis; protein depalmitoylation. The record is from RefSeq and is a predicted model, not a curated record. Gene Ontology annotation, cellular component: lysosome. Gene Ontology annotation, molecular function: palmitoyl-(protein) hydrolase activity. NCBI's taxonomy places the organism in Eukaryota, Metazoa, Chordata, Actinopteri, Syngnathiformes, Syngnathidae.
GGGGCUCUCCUCCAUGUCUGCUUCCUCCAGCCCGUAGCCAAAACUUUUGGGAAAGGAGCCGACAACAUCGUAACUUCCAGCCAACGCUGGCUCCUCAAACUGUAUCGACAUCCUGCUCCUCGCCGAAUGACCCGAACCGCUCCAAAUCCCCCCCUAAGUGACCAGAGACUGAGCUGUUAUUCAACAAAAUAAUCCGUAGAGGAAUGUAGUCGAUGCUGUUCUAAACCAGCUAGCAUGGCAAGCUAAUUUGCCAGACAGGGUCCCGCCUCUUUUAUCUGAUUGGCUGGUGUAAACCAGACACUGUCAUGUGAUAGUCAGAUGCCGGAAGACUUUGUACGGUUCCAGGAUGGCAAUGGUUCUCCCGUUGUUCCUGUUGAGCCAAGUGGUGCUGGCUGCAAGCAUGCCAGUCAAUUGGGUCAUUGAGGCCAAUGGGACAGUACCACUUGUUCUGUGGCAUGGGAUGGGUGAUAGCUGUUGCAACCCGCUCAGCUUGGGUGGCAUAAAGAAGCUGAUCGAGCGGGAGAUUCCGGGAAUUUACGUGAUUUCACUGAUGAUUGGGAAAAAUGUUGUCGAGGAUACAGAAAAUGGCUUUUUCAUGGAUGUGAAUGAGCAAGUGGCCAUGGUGUGCAGUCAGCUUGCUAAGAACCCCCAGUUGGAGGGAGGAUACAAUGCAAUGGGAUUUUCCCAGGGGGCGCAAUUUCUGAGAGCUGUGGCACAGCGUUGUCCUUCUCCACCAAUGAAAAAUCUAAUCUCUGUCGGUGGGCAGCACCAAGGUGUGUACGGGCUUCCAAGGUGUCCCGGAGAGACCUCAUUCCUUUGUGACAUGAUCCGAAAGGCCCUUAACUCGGAAGCAUACAGCGACCUGAUUCAAAAACACCUGGUGCAGGCACAGUACUGGCAUGACCCGUUAAAUGAUGACCUGUAUAAGAAGCACAGUCUCUUCCUGGCUGAUAUCAAUCAGGAAAGGGUGGUAAAUGAGACUUACAAGAAGAAUCUUCAGAUGCUGAACAAGUUCGUCAUGGUCAAGUUCCUGCAGGACUCUGUGGUCGAUCCUGUGGAUUCUGAGUGGUUUGGCUUCCUAAAAACCGGGCAGGCCAAAGAGACUGAAACCCUACAGGAGAGCGUUCUCUACAAAGAGGAUCGUCUGGGUCUGGCCGCAAUGGACAAGGCAGGAAAGCUGGUUUUCCUAGCAACUGAAGGAGACCACCUCCAGUUUACAAAAGAAUGGUUCGAUGCAAAUCUGCUGCCUUACCUACGCUAGAAAACGCUGCUGGCGAGAUCCUGCAGGCAAAUAAUUCCCUCCUGUUGCACUAAUCAUAUGUAGCAUGCUAAUGGGGUAAGGUUAAGUGUAAUGUCUUCUGCUGCUGUUAUUUCUCACAUGUAAUUGUCCUGUGCUAACUGUUUUCAUUGUUUGUUUGUUUUUUAAAUAAAACAUGCUUUUAACGUUG